Molecule: messenger RNA, 1516 nt
Organism: Vitis riparia (riverbank grape)
Lineage: Eukaryota; Viridiplantae; Streptophyta; Magnoliopsida; Vitales; Vitaceae
Product: protein sel-1 homolog 1
Exons: 9
Coding region: 268-1068 (266 amino acids)
Molecular function (GO): protein binding
Source: RefSeq, a predicted model, not a curated record
UUAAAGUCAUGAAGGUCCCUUUGGCCCAGAGCAAACAAUAUCAAUAUGGUUAAGAAAAGGUCACUACACAUUCGGCCAUUGCAAACAUUGAAAUGGGAAUAAUAUGUCCUUGAAUAUCAGCCUCUCCGAAGUAUAGGAGGGGAAAUCACAAAAAGCAUCCCCAUCCCUAGGUACUAAGAAUUAGAUAAUGGACCCAUUUUUAGUCACCCUUUCCAGCCUACAAAAUGAGGUUACUACAUACUCAGGUGAGCCAAAUUUGAGAAAAAGAUGUUGGGGUCACUCUUUGCAAAGACUUCUCUGAAACCAAGCGCCCUUCACCUUUUCCAAUUCAAUCUACAGAGAGGUCUACAUAGUAGAAAUAAGAAGGCUGCGGAGUUCUUAGCACAAGGGUUUAGUGCUAUAAAGGAAGUUGAUAGGGUCAUGGAUAAAUCAGAGCCCAAUAGCCGCCUUCUCAUACCUCUCCUCAGGAAAGCAAAGGAAAACUUUGAGUUAGCUCUGGAGGCUGACAACUCAAACUCCCAUGCUAGGUAUUGGUUGUCCAAAUUGCAUCUCAAGUACCAUGUCCCAGGGGCAUGCAAAGCUAUUGGAGCUGCUUUGUUAGUGGAAGCUGCAGAUAUGGGUGAUGCUGAAGCACAGUAUGAAUUGGGUCGUCGUCUAAGAUAUGAGAAUGAAUAUGUUCAGUCAGGACAACAAGCUUUCUAUUACUUGGAGAAGGCUGCUGACCAGUUGCAUACAGGUGCUCUUUACCUUCUAGCUGCUAUAUAUUUGACUGGGGAUGGCGUGAAGAAGGAUAUGGCCUCAGCAUUAUGGUGUUUCCAUAAAGCAUCGGAGAGGGGACAUGCUGGCGCAGCUAUAGUAUAUGGAUCUCUUCUUCUCAGAGGUGUUCAAUUACCAGAAUCUGUAACAAAAUUGUACAAAACAGCAAGCAAGAGUUCAGGAAGUGCUGUGCUAGAUCCAGUAGAGAUGGCAAAAGAACAGUUUCAGAUUGCUGCAAAAGCAGGGUGUGAGCUUGGAUUCAAAUGGCUGCAAAGACUUGAGGAGGAAGAGAAGCGUUUACUGACCGAAUGACACAUCAACCACAUGCCUCUACAGAUAUUCUCCCUCUUUUCUGAAUGCCAAGAGAAAAGAAAUAAAGAAAAAAGUAUGAGCUCAGGAUCAAUUAAAGAGUGAGGUUACCAUUUCUGAUCAGAGAAUUCAACCAUGCACCCAAAUGGAGUGUCCAUGUUCAAAAUUGCUUUACCUUGUAUUGAGAAUAACUCCAAGUAUUAGCAACAGGACUUUGAUUCAUAAGCCUACGAUUUUCCAUGUAAAAUGCAAGAGUUGAAGGGUUUGGGUGUGGGGCAACCUAGAAAUAGACCAGACCACCCAAGACAGACACUAAUGGAAAAAGUUGAUUGCAGGACUGACUGGGCAAAGGUCCCUAGCCUUUCCCCUAUCGUUAAUAGUGUAAAUGGGAAAAGCCAAGGGCCCUGACUCAAUAUUCACUUCGUCAUGCUCUGGAAAGAUUUACGUUGAA